AUGGAGCAAGAGUCUGAGUGCAGCGCGUCUUCCGCAAUCAGGUCGGAACGGUCGUCGAGGCAUUUCCAGAGCGUGACGCAGGAGGUCGAUGAAGAGGAAGAGGAAGACGCUGCCGGAGAGUACACGAGCGCAGGAGCGACCUACGGCAUUCAGAUCGGCGCGAGCCAAGGGUAG
Ectocarpus siliculosus is the source of this 174-nucleotide messenger RNA. Lineage: Eukaryota; Phaeophyceae; Ectocarpales; Ectocarpaceae. The record is from the annotation of a GenBank genome assembly.